Aspergillus caelatus is the source of this 2516-nucleotide messenger RNA. RefSeq lists its product as uncharacterized. The transcript is spliced from 8 exons. Gene Ontology annotation, molecular function: zinc ion binding; DNA binding. Gene Ontology annotation, biological process: DNA-templated transcription. The coding region runs from base 313 to 2148 and encodes 611 amino acids. The record is from RefSeq and is a predicted model, not a curated record. Lineage: Eukaryota; Fungi; Ascomycota; Eurotiomycetes; Eurotiales; Aspergillaceae.
UUUCGGGCUUCUUUUCUAUGUCUGUUCUUGCUCCUGUUGAAUGGUGUCUGUUCCCCCGUGUUCCAAUCUUUUCUCCACUCUGCCAUACACUAUCCUCACAAAGUACAUUAUAAAGUCGUUUACUGAGACAAUCACUUCUAUGAAAAGUGUCUCGGCAAAAGAAGGAAAUGCUCCUAUCUGCCUAGUAAACGAGGCGGUCCAAGGAAGAAGAAAAGGGCAUCCUCCAUCUCCCCGGAAGGAAUUGUUCCACAAGAUGAUGCUCACAGUUCGACCAUUCACCCGGCAGCAUCCGGCUUCGAUGAGUCGACGGGCAUGUUUGGUCAGAUCGAUGGGCUGUCGGUACCAGGGGCCGGGCUGAGAAGCUUGGAUUUCCCGUCGGAUGUUCAGUCAAUGUUCGCUGACCUCUUUAUCCCCCACGAUGCUGGUCAUCCACCUGCACAAAUGGAGCCAACCCCCUCGCCGUCUAACAUAUCAACCCAGUCCUUGGUAAGGACGUACGGCUCUGAACACGACAUACUCAACGCCUAUUACGACUUUAUUCAUCAUUAUUUCCCUAUCCUUCCGCCCAGGGCAGCCCCCGCCUCUCCAGACAGGCCAUUGGAUGCGGUUGGUUCCUAUUCCGAAUCUCCGACAGAAGAACCUCUUCUAUUGUACAGACCACGGUCCCCUCUUAGCCUUGCUUUGUCUGCAGUCUUGGCCCUCAUACCCCAUCCGAGUGACUUGGAGCCCUCGUCUCCUGCCUCUGUUAUCCGCCGUAGGACAUAUGCACAUACGUUCUCCCAAUUGGCCAAUUCUAGCAUCGAAGCAGAUUGUGAGCUCCAUGCCUCUUCUACCGAUCCCUCACAGGCGCUCUCAAGUGAACGCCCUCUCAUCAACAGGGAGAGCUUCCAUCCCCAUGCACCCGUGGAACUUGAAUCUAUUCUUGCGCUGUUGGUUCUCUCCGUAUACGAAUACACUCAGCGAGGAAAUCUGCUUAAAAUGCGAUACCGUGCGGGUCAAGCAUUGGCGAUCGCGCUGGACAUGUCUCUGCAUUCUUUGGGAGAAGAGUAUGAUGAGUUCGCGGAAGCUCGUAGAAGAGCUUGGUGGAUGACCUACUACUGCGUUCUCCAAGGGUCGAUUGUCAGCACAACACCGCUGGCCAUUGUUGCGAAUGAUCCUCAAUUUGUAACACCUUAUCCGCGCUUUGCCGCUGAUCCCGAUGGUUGGGCUGUUCUGAUGCAAGCUCAGCAAGUGCUAGUUUCAGCAACUCAGUUCGUAAUUGACCUGAACAAAUGUAUUUCAACAAGGACCAAUAUGCCCUACAUUUACGAACGGAUGCAGCAGCUCGACGCAUGGGCAAGCUCAGCAUUGGCACAGUCUAACUUGCUUCCUAUUGUUCCUCCGUCCAUGAACUGUAGUGAUGGUAUGGAAUUCACAACAGCUCAAAGUAUACGUUCAAUCUCACGGAUCAAGUUAUCCAGCGCACAAAUAAAAACCCACCGCUUUAGAGCAUUUUCAGACAUCCCUAUCUUCAUCAAGAAACAUUGUGACCUAACCGCAGCCAACUCCAACAGCCUAGCAGCAUGCAAUUCUGCCAAGGAUUCCAGAGCGCAGAAUGGAAUCACUGACAUUCGAUGCUCAUGCGGAGGUUUGGAACCAUUUCAACAGCCGUCGAGCGAAUACACCCCUUCCACCGCUUCAUCUACAUCCUCGGAUUAUCAGUCGAUCUCCCAAUACUCGUUUACCAGUGGAUUCCCAUUCAGCAUCCAACACUCUGCCAAAGUUUGCCUUAGGGCUGCUCUGCUGAUCUCACGCAUGUUCCCAAGUCUACCCAUACCGCAACCAAUUAUGAACGAGCCAAAGAGCCCGCAGGGGAUGACGUUACAACCACCGAACCAGCUUCCUCGAACUAUGCCAUCAUUUGCCUGCUGUUUGAUGCAAGGCAGCUACGCUAUGCUAAUGAUAUUCUACAAAGCGCGCGUAGAAAAGCAGCUGUCACCAGACUAUGGGAAUAAGACUACUCCCUCGGAUCGAUUGAUCGAAGAACUCCGACAAGGACUAGAGCGAAUCAUUGCUACCGUGACCAAUUAUGCGGCUGCUUUUGAGGCGUUAGACGGCAUGAGAGAUGAAAUCGAAGGUGCAUAUCAAACGGCGUUCCCUCAACCGUAAUUUUCUCUCUGGUUUCUUUAUCCUAUUGUCUUUUAUUUCCUUUUAACUGUCGAGUUCGCUCUCAUACCCAUUUUACCGUUCUUUUGCUUCAUCGCGGUGGGGCGCGAUACAUCUUUUCCAUGGGGUUAGAUAUCUGGUACAUCGGAAUUGGGAUGGAUGGAUAAAGUAUAACUCAAACAAAAAGUGAACCCCUUAUAAUAUUCAUAUACGGCGUUAUAUAUCUUUGGGCAACGGAACACGGGGGUUUGCCUGUACCAUUUUUAAAUGACGAUAACUACGAACAAUCAUCUCCUUUCAAAUAUUCUACCAAUGGCGGCUAUAAUAGUAUCCAUGUCUGUAGAGCGCACCAGGUUCAUAGGAAGGGUAAG